UUUAUUUCAGACAUACUGGCAACCUUGAAUCAUUCCAUAACCAUAUCCUCAUGUAUGCACCUAAGCGGCAUUCGUAUUCGUAAGUAUUCUUUGUGAUAAAAUUCGAUUUUCAAUAACUGCACAUUUUAUACAUGUACAAUAAUAUUCUAUUUAUGAAAUUUGCUGUUUUGGUGUAAUGUACUCAGGUGAAUAAGAUGUUUGUGUGAUGUUACUCUGAGUGUAUAUCCACACCGGGGAGGCUUGAAAAAUAUGCCUGGCCACGGUGGUCAUAUUCCAAAGGUCGUAUUCCAAAGGUCGUAGGUUCGAUUCCCACCGUGGCCAGGCAUAUUUUUCAAGCCUCCCCAGUGUGGAUAUACACUCAGAGUAACAUCACACAAACAUAUUCUAUUUAUGUCUCAUAGGUUCAUAGGGUACACAGUGCGUAAUCUCUUGGCAGCAAUAGACUAUAACAUGCAUAGAGAAAGAAAGGUUGCCACAACAGCAGAUGGCAAAGAGAGGUGAUAUUAAUCAUUGUUAGAAAAACUGCACUAUUUAAUUCAAUUACUAACAUACUGAUACAGUUAGUUCUUAUACUGAUUAAUACAGUUCAUUAUUUAACAAAAUUUUAAUCUCAAUUCUAAAUGUUUCCCAUAGGACAAGACGUCAGUACAGUAAGCGUACAAAGAGAUGGCGUCCAGUCAAAAUCCUUGAACCAAAGAAAUAUACAUACAUCCCAGGUCUGAUCAAGAAAGUAUUUGAGGAAAGAGCACUUAGUAGUGGUGGUGUAAACCGGGUAAUUGGUUUAUCUCCUGAUGAUCCCAGAAAUGUUGCUCAUAACAUAGCAGCAGUUCCUGCCCCAACAAUCAAUUCCCUAAUUGAAUGCCACAAAUCAAGAUUUACGUGAAUUACUGUAAUGUAUUGCUCUGCCUAAAACAUACUGUAGCUGCUGUAUUCAGGGUUCGUGCUACUCGUUGAAGUCCUUAAAUACUACUUGAAUGAAUUUCUGACUUGCAAGCUAGGGU
Molecule: messenger RNA, 1001 nt
Organism: Paramuricea clavata
Lineage: Eukaryota; Metazoa; Cnidaria; Anthozoa; Malacalcyonacea; Plexauridae
Source: the annotation of a GenBank genome assembly